CCUUGUCCUGGAGUCGCAGAGCCAAUCCCAUUCGAUGCAUCCACAUCCACACCACGCCAAAUCCAUCCCCAAACACUGUCACAGCUUCAAAGUGCGGGGUGAGCAGCAGAACUGAUGCUGUUGACCAAUAGAUUCUCUCCAUUUGAUUGACUGCUGUUCUUAGUCUCUCUCGUGUGCUCAGCUUCCUUUCCCCGCGACCUACUCUCCCCUCUCUCUUCUUCUCAAUAUACUCUAUAUUGAGAUCACUGCAGCUUCAUUGUUGUCACUUGAGACAUCGACACUGUUUCGUACCGGAAGAUCCCCCAGACCCCGGCUCGCUACGUCAGGACGGCAAGCCAAGGUUGCAUCACAGACCAGACGCAAAGAAGCGCAGCGCAAUCAGCCGAUACAGAGCUUCCCCCGUCAAAAGCAAGGUCGAGGACAUUCAACAGAGCUCUAUAUUUUGACCCGAACCGAAAUACUAUCACUUUGUUUCUUUACAAAGUCGGAAACAACAAAACAAUCAACCAAAUACCGCACGAUGUUCACCCGCCGUUUUGUCAAGAGCUCCAAGCUCACCUCACCCAGCACCCUCCUCCGAUCAUUCACCAGCACAACCUCCCUCUCUCGAUCCCCCGCCCUCUCAGAUAUCAAUUCUGAAGGCGCUGCAUCCUUCGACGCAAAGCAGAAGCAGUUCCGGGAGAAACUAGCUGAGCUGAGCAAGCGGAAAGAACCAAGUCAGUACACCGAAGAUUAACCCCCUUCCCUCCAUCUCAUUAUAGUGUUCAAUCCGUGCCUGCGGCAUUUCCUCCCACUGUUCCGCGCGUGAGCAAUGCGUGGCUCGUGUAUUCUCCUCCAGAUGUCGAUGUUACUAUUAACUCUACUACAACGUCUUCAUUUAAUUCUAAACUCACGUCGUGGUUGAAAGAACCAAUCAAAGAACAAGGCUGACGAGAUGGUGUUGCUUCUACAGGUACUGCGCAAGAUGAACACGACAAUACGAAGAAGGGCAAGCUGAGCAGCUUGAUCUAUGGCACAAAGGAGGGACGGGAGAUGGAUCGCGAGAUCGAGCAUUCGUUCAGUCAGGUUCUGGCGAGAGGAAAGUAUGUUCAUUCGAUUGUCUUUCAUCAGGUCAAGCCGGACAAGGUGGAUGAGUACGUAGAGCUGGUUGGCAAAUGGUAUCCGAAGAUGGCGGGCAUGGAGCAGAACAAGGUGCAUCUUGUAGGAAGCUGGAGGACUGAGGUCGGGGAUUGUGAUACUUUUGUCCAUAUCUGGGAAUACCAACGCUACCACGGCUACCACGACUCCCUCCACUCCAUCGCCAACCACCCCGACUUUCCCGCCUUUGACAAGAAGCUCAAAUCUCUCAUAACAUCCAAAAACACCUCCCUCAUGCAAGAAUUCUCCUUCUGGCCCACCACCGCGCCACGAGCACUAGGCGGCGUCUUCGAGCUCCGCUCCUACACACUGCACCCCGGCAACCUGCUUGAAUGGGAGACGCACUGGCGACGAGGCCUGAAGGCGCGUAGGGAGGUCAUGGAAGGUGUGGGAGCGUGGUUCGUGCAGAUCGGUGAGCUGAAUACAGUGCAUCAUCUUUGGCAAUUUGCGGAUCUGGAGGAGAGGAAGGUGAGGAGGGAGAAGAGUUGGAAUGUGGAGGGGUGGGGAGAUACCGUGCAUAAGACUGUGCCGUUGAUUCAGAGUAUGAAGAGUAGGAUUUUGAUUCCGAUGCCGUGGAGUCCGGUUGCUUGA
Messenger RNA from Cadophora gregata, 1728 nucleotides. RefSeq lists its product as uncharacterized. NCBI's taxonomy places the organism in Eukaryota, Fungi, Ascomycota, Leotiomycetes, Helotiales, Ploettnerulaceae. The record is from RefSeq and is a predicted model, not a curated record. Bases 1033 to 1728 code for a protein of 231 amino acids. Gene Ontology annotation, cellular component: mitochondrion. The transcript is spliced from 2 exons.